UGAGAAAUAUUUCCUUAUCAUUUUUUCAUUUUGUCUAACUUAAGUCUCUUGUUCUAAUUUAAUUCUUUCUCUAGAUCAUUUGGUAUACUCGGCUUGAUGAAAAAGGAAAAUGACUCUAAGGUGACAGAAUUUGUACUUCUGGGUCUAUCAUCCUCCUGGGAGCUACAGCUUUUUCUCUUCUUAGUAUUUUUGUUGUUUUUUGUUGCUACUGUCCUUGGAAACCUCUUGAUAGUGAUUACAGUGCGAGCUGAUGCUCACCUGCUCCAGUCUCCUAUGUACUACUUCUUGAGCCAUCUCUCCUUCAUUGACUUAUGCCUCAGCUGUGUUGCUGUGCCCAAGAUGUUAGGGGAUUUCCCACAGCAGGACAAGACCAUCUCUUUUUCAGGAUGCUUGGCCCAGAUUUACUUCCUCCACUUUCUGGGAGCCAGUGAGAUGUUUCUGCUGACAGUCAUGGCCUACGAUAGAUACGUGGCCAUAUGUAAUCCUCUGCACUACCUGUCAGUCAUGAACCACAAGCUAUGCCUUCAACUGGUGUUUGCCUGUUGGUGUGGGGGUUUCAUCCACUCUAUCACACAGGUAAUACUGGUCAUCCAGCUGCCUUUCUGUGGCCCCAAUGAACUGGACAACUUCUACUGUGAUGCCCCACAGGUCAUCAAGCUAGCCUGCAUGGACACCUACAUGGUAGAGGUACUGAUGGUUUCCAACAGUGGUCUGCUGUCUCUCAUCUGCUUCUUGGUCUUGCUGUUCUCCUAUGCUGUCAUCCUGAUCACUCUGAGAACUAGCUUCCACCAGGGCCAGGGCAAGGCAUUCUCUACCUUUGCCUCCCACCUAACAGUGGUCAGUCUAAUCUUUGUGCCAUGCGUAUUCAUCUACUUGAGGCCAUUCUGCAGCCUCUCUGUGGAUAAGGUAUUUGCCGUAUUUUACACAGUGAUCACACCUACGUUGAAUCCCCUCAUCUAUACCCUCAGAAAUGCUGAUAUGAAGACUGCUAUGAAGAAACAAAGAAGAAAGCAUUUGGAAUUAUUUUUCCUUGUUAAAGGAUAA
This is a messenger RNA of Castor canadensis (American beaver), 1044 nucleotides long. Its product is annotated as olfactory receptor 4Q3. Lineage: Eukaryota; Metazoa; Chordata; Mammalia; Rodentia; Castoridae. The record is from RefSeq and is a predicted model, not a curated record. Gene Ontology annotation, cellular component: membrane. Gene Ontology annotation, biological process: G protein-coupled receptor signaling pathway. Gene Ontology annotation, molecular function: olfactory receptor activity; G protein-coupled receptor activity.